Messenger RNA from Aedes albopictus (Asian tiger mosquito), 1694 nucleotides. RefSeq names its product general transcription factor IIH subunit 4 (gene mrn). NCBI's taxonomy places the organism in Eukaryota, Metazoa, Arthropoda, Insecta, Diptera, Culicidae. Gene Ontology annotation, cellular component: transcription factor TFIIH holo complex; transcription factor TFIIH core complex. The transcript is spliced from 4 exons. Gene Ontology annotation, molecular function: double-stranded DNA binding; ATPase activator activity. Bases 133 to 1599 code for a protein of 488 amino acids. Gene Ontology annotation, biological process: nucleotide-excision repair. The record is from RefSeq and is a predicted model, not a curated record.
GAGUCGCACACCGCUGCUGCACUGCGUGCGAGUUAUUUAUUUAUUUUUUGUGAUAAUCCAUUAUUAAAUCAAUCGUUAUUACUUGUAUUACCGUGAAUAUUGCGACUUUUCUCCGUGGUACUUGCCAUUAACAUGUCCACGGAUGCGGCCAAAGGCUCCAAGAGCACAACUUCCUCGCUCAUAACCAAACCGGCCAACCUCGAAUGCAAGAACCUAGAGGAGUACCUCAAAUCUCGCCCGCCGGAUGCCCUGGAAAAGCUGUACAACUAUCCGGCAAUUUGCCUGGCCGUGUACCGGGAGUUGCCGGAAAUCGCCCGUCAAUUCGUGAUACGCAUAUUGUUUGUCGAGCAAGCCAUUCCUCAGGCUGUGGUGUCUUCCUGGGGAUCACAGGUGUAUGCCAAGGAAAAUGUCCUUGUUUCACGCGUGCUGACCGAGUUGGGUGUGUGGCGUAGCGCGGGAUUGACUGGCGGGCUGGAAGCAUGGGAAAUAUGCCCCACAUUCAAGAAGAAUUUGAAGAUUGCCUUGCUGGGUGGUGGCCGCCCGUGGUCCAUGUCCAAUGCGUUGGAUCCGGACCAGAAGUCUAGGGAUAUUGAGUUUCUGGAUGCCUAUGCCAUGUCGCGAUGGCGCUGUGUGCUGCACUAUAUGGUGGGUGCCGGAAGUUCCAAAGGAAUGGAAGGUGAAGGAAUAUCACCGGAUGCCGUUAGGAUUCUUCUCCACGCGAACCUUAUGAAGCGGGAUGAAUCAGACGGAAGUCCGGUAAUUACGCGUCAGGGUUUCCAAUUUCUGCUGCUCGAUACGCAAGCUCAGGUGUGGCAUUUCAUGCUCCAGUAUUUGGAUACCUGCGAAGCCCGGGGCCUCGAUCUGGCCGAAUGUCUCUCGAUGCUGUUUCAAUUGAGCUUUUCCACGCUGGGUCGUGAUUACAGCUCGGAGGGAUUGAGCCAGGGCUUGCUGACGUUCCUACAGCAUCUGCGAGAAUUCGGACUAGUUUAUCAGCGCAAAAGGAAAGAAGGUCGAUUCUAUCCCACCAGACUGGCCCACAAUAUAACGUCAAAGAAUGCGGUUCAAACGAUUCAGGAAGACGGAAGUUCCGUCCAAGACAAGGGUUACAUUAUUGUGGAGACAAAUUACCGGGUGUAUGCCUACACCGAUUCUAACCUGCAGGUGGCCUUGCUGGGAUUGUUCACCGAACUCUUAUAUCGCUUCCCGAAUCUGGUGGUUGGCGUUUUGACAAGAGAUUCAGUUCGGCAGGCUUUCCGAGGUGGUAUCACGGCCGAACAAAUCAUCAGUUAUCUGGAGCAGCAUGCACAUCCAACGAUGCUGAACAUGGAGCAAGCAAUCAAUUCCAAGUCCCCUCUACCGCCGACCGUCGUGGACCAAAUCAAGCUGUGGGAAAACGAGCGGAAUCGGUUCACCUAUACCGAAGGAGUGGUGUACAACCAGUUCCUGUCCCAAGGAGAUUUCAACACCCUGCGAGACUACGCUCAAUCGAUCGGGGUAAUGACCUGGCAGAACGAGCGAACCCGUACCAUGGUAGUGACCAAAAAUGGCCACGACGACGUGAAGCGAUUCUGGAAACGGUAUUCCAAGGGAGGAAGCUAGUUUCUCUGAUGGGAUGGGGAGAGGCAGAGGACAUUACUAUAGACAUAAGUUGUUAGAAUAAGUUGUUUAUUUCCGCUCCAAUAAACUCAUUUACA